Rhea pennata is the source of this 1203-nucleotide messenger RNA. RefSeq names its product ADP-ribosyltransferase 1 (gene ART1). The coding region runs from base 1 to 936 and encodes 311 amino acids. The transcript has 3 exons. NCBI's taxonomy places the organism in Eukaryota, Metazoa, Chordata, Aves, Rheiformes, Rheidae. The record is from RefSeq and is a predicted model, not a curated record. Gene Ontology annotation, molecular function: NAD+-protein-arginine ADP-ribosyltransferase activity; NAD+ poly-ADP-ribosyltransferase activity.
AUGGGGCGCCCGGUGCCGCUGCUGCUGCUGCUGCUGCUGCUGCCGCUGCUGCCACCGCCGCCGGGGCUCCCGGGGGCCGGCGCAGCCCCGCGCCGCCGGCACCUCUUCCCCGUGAAGGAGGUGCCGCUGGACAUGGCCCCCGACGCCUUCGACGACGAGUACCGGGGCUGCGCCGGCGCCAUGGAGGCCGAGCUGGCGGAGCUGAACCGCUCCGAGAUGGCCGUCAACCCCGUGUACGCGGCGGCGUGGGCCAGCGCCGCGGGGCGGUGGGGCGAGCGGCGGCACGCGGCGCCCCGGCCGCGGGGCCUCACGCCGGAGCAGGAGACGGCCAUCCUGGCGUACACCAUGCAGAGCCCGCUGCACGGCGCCUUCAACGCGGCCGUGCGGGAGGCCGGCCGCUCCGGCCGCCACUACCUCGACCGCUUCCACUUCAAGACCCUGCACUUCCUCCUGAGCAGGGGGGUGCAGGCGCUGCGCGGCGCCCAGCCCCGGCGCUGCCGCAGGGUCUACCGCGGCGUCAGCGGCGUCCGCUUCGCCGCCACGCCGCGCCGCGCCGUCCGCUUCGGCCACUUCGCCUCCUCGUCGCUGAAGAACGCCAGCGCCUGGCGCUUCGGCCACGACACCUUCUUCUCCGUGGAGACCUGCUACGGCGUCGCCAUCAGGAACUUCUCCUUCUUCCCCGACGAGGACGAGGUCCUCAUCCCGCCCUCCGAGAGAUUCGAGGUCGCCAGCGUGGCCCGCGCCGGCAGCCAGGUGCUCAUCGAGCUCCGCUCCAAGGGCUUGCACAGCUCCUACAACUGCGAGUUCGUGCAAGAGAAAAGAUGCAAGACGCGGCCGUGCGUGUUCAGCGCAGGCAGGAGCAGCCCGGGGGCCCCCCCCAGCCUCUGGGGGCUGCUCCUGGCAGCCGGUGCCCUGAUGGCAGCAGGAGGCCCCUGAUGCUUCCCGCAAACCCCUGUGUGCUACUCCGGGAAGCUCUCGGAAAUGCCAAAAACGUGUCCAGAGAAACCUGGCGGGGCCUGGCCUCGUGCCGGCACCUCCGACCCUGUGGCUCCAGCAGCGGCGCUUGGAGGCAAGGCCGGCUCUGGCCCCCAGCCCCUUGGAGAAGCUCGGGGGGGGGGGCCCGGGGCCCGGCGGGAGGCUGUGCCCGCUGCUUUCGCUGCAUGCAUUUCCCUGGCAAAUACAGUAGGGUAAUAAAAAUAUUGC